AUGGCCCACCUGUCGUCCCACGGCUCGGCCGCGCUGCACCUCUGUGACUGGCUGGGGCGGCUGGCGGGCUCCUGCCCGGGGCCCCUCGUGCAGCGGGCGUGCCUGCGCGCGCUUGCGGACGGAUCUCUGUGCGUCCAGGAAGGGGAUUUCAGUAUCCGAUACUUCGCUUCGGUGGGCACGCCAGCUCUGGAGUUUUGUUCGACGCGCUUUUGUGUCGGUGAUGGCCUCGUUGGGGCGGGGCCCGGCGUGAAUCGCGUCGAAUGCCGACAAGGGAGCAGUCCGGGGGCGUCCGGCGGAAAACGGCGACUCUCCGGCGGGGGGCUCUUGUCCAUUUUGGAGCAGCAUUCGAAUCGCAGCCAGGGGGAGAGGCCUGCCAAGCGGAGGAUCGAGCGACCGCGGGAGGACGGCGGCGUCGCAAAUGGUUGGGCUGGACGUCAGGCGCGGGAGGUGCUGAGCAGAUUUCAGCGCCCCCGACAAGGCCCCGGGCCUUUCCGACAAGAGGUUGAGCAAGCCAAUGGGGAAAGGAACGGCUUCCAGAAGACUGUCAACGGAAGGUUGCCGCGGAAUGGGGACACGAUUAAUGGCAAGGAAAGUUCCUCUGGCCGGAGCGAGAUCGGGAUAUCCAACUCGAAUGGUGCCAUAGCUCUCAACCCAUUCACAGCUUGGCACCUGCAACCCAACAAAGAAUCGUUGCCCAAGGACUAUGACAACCGUUGGGCAAGACGAAUGCAGAACAAACUUGGGGUCGACAUUGGCCCUCCCAUGGUGAGCAUGCCGGCAGUUGGCAUGAUGGUACAACACACAUCACAGCAGAAGGGAAGCCAGAAGAUUCAUGAUGAGCCAAAGGAAGUUGUGUUGCCAGGAGAUGUCACAGUCAGGCGACUUGCCCAGGGGAUUGGUGUCUCAACAGAGAAGAUAGAAGAGGUUCUUGGUUCAAUUGGGGAGGAGAUGCAGUCAAUAGAAGACAGAGUUCCCAUGGAUGCUGCUGAGCUGGCGGCCGCUGAAUUUGGCUGGGCAGUGAGUUGGGCUCAGAGCAUCACAGGGAGUGGCACCAAAGCUGAGCCAAGGCCUGCAGUUGUUACUGUGAUGGGCCAUGUCGACCACGGAAAGACUACACUGUUGGAUUCUUUGAGGAGGACAAGUGUUGCAGCUUCAGAAGCAGGUGGCAUCACUCAGCACAUUGGCGCCUUUGAAGUGAAGAUGCCAGGGUCCAAAAGGUCUCUGACUUUCCUGGACACGCCUGGACAUGCAGCUUUCAAGGCGAUGCGAGCAAGAGGGGCAAAAGUCACAGACCUGGUUGUCCUGGUGGUGGCUGCAGAUGAUGGUGUUAUGCCCCAGACCAAGGAGGCGUAUUCACAAGCCAGGGAGUGUGGGUGCCCCUUGGUUGUGGCUAUCUCCAAGUGCGACCUGCCCCAGGCCAACGUUGAAAAGGCAAAACAGCAGCUGGUUGCCGCAGAAGUGGAGCUGGAAGAGUAUGGCGGCAAUGUCCAGGUCGUUCAAAUCUCUGCAAAGACGGGUGCUGGGCUGCUGGAGUUAGAAGAAGCGCUCAUUCUACAGGCUGAUGUGCUGGAGCUGUCUGCGUUGCGCGAUGGCACAGCUGAGGCUGUGGUGGUGGAGGCACAUUUGGACAAAGGCCUGGGCCCUGUUGCAACGAUCAUCGUGAAGGGUGGAACACUGCAUGUCGGCGACUCGGUGGUCGUUGGGACACUGUGGGGCAAGAUCAGGACAAUGAAGGACUCGACUGGCACACCCAUCAACUCUGUGCUACCUGGACAGCCUGCUGAGAUAUGUGGCCUGAGGGGGGUACCCCAAGCUGGUGAUGCGCUGUUGGCUGUGUGCAAUGAGGACAGGGCAAAGCGUGUGAGUGACGCACGUGCUGCACGGAAGAUGGCUCCCAUGUUGCAGGUUCCACACAUGAAUGGAGUUUUAAGUGGCUGUGGAGAAACCCACUUUGUGGAUGGAAGAGCAUUGAACAUAGUUUUGAAGGCAGAUGCCAAGGGGACGGGUGAGGCUGCCAGGGAUGCGAUCCUUCAACUUGGGAGUGAUGUGGUGGGUGUGCAGGUCAUGCACGUCGGAGUUGGCCCAGUGACGGAGACAGACAUUGUGUUUGCUGCUACCACCAACUCGAGGAUAUUUGCCUUCAACGUCAGAACGACCACUGCUGAGGAAGCUUUUGCAAAACAGCAGAAUGUGGACAUCCAUGAACAUUCAAUCAUCUACCACAUGUUGGAUCACGUUGGGCAACUAUUGAUAGAUAUUGCCCCAGCAUGCCAUGAUGAAGUUGUGCACGGAGAGGCAGAGGUUCUUCAGGUGUUCAGCCUGAAGGGGAAGCGGGGGAACACUGGAGAGAUGGUGGCAGGAUGCAAAGUACUGGAAGGGCAAAUGCAGAGGCACGCGUCCUGCUUCAAAGUCGUCCGAAGUGGAAAGGUCGUCUCCUCCACAGCCUGUUCCUCGUUACGUCGUCACAAACUGUCGGUGGAGAGGGUGGGGAAGGGGGCCGAGUUUGGUGCUGUCCUUGAGGGCUUCACAGACUUCAAGCAGGGCGAUGUGAUUCAAUGCAUCGUGACUGAAAAGAGGAAGCCGAAGACUGAGAGCGUGCUGGGGGGAGGUCUCCGAGUGAUAGAGGCACCCUCUGCUCCGGAGUCGGAAUCCACGCGUGAGGCCGCUGCAUGA
Ostreobium quekettii is the source of this 2673-nucleotide messenger RNA. Lineage: Eukaryota; Viridiplantae; Chlorophyta; Ulvophyceae; Bryopsidales; Ostreobiaceae. The record is from the annotation of a GenBank genome assembly.